Molecule: messenger RNA, 757 nt
Organism: Brassica oleracea var. oleracea
Lineage: Eukaryota; Viridiplantae; Streptophyta; Magnoliopsida; Brassicales; Brassicaceae
Product: casparian strip membrane protein 6
Exons: 3
Coding region: 34-621 (195 amino acids)
Source: RefSeq, a predicted model, not a curated record
GACCCUUUUGUGUAACAUCCACAGAUAAAAAAAAUGGAGGAAGCAAAGCAAAUUGAAGUUGGGGAAACUUCCUCAUCUACACCAUCUAGAAAAGUUAUAACUCUGGAGCCAAAGCUGGUUAUAAAGAAAGGAAUAUCGACUCUUGGAUUUGUUUUUCGGUUAUUUGCUGUUUUCGGAACUAUAGGAAGCGCACUCGCCAUGGGAACAACACAAGAAUCAGUUGUCUCUUUGACUCAGCUUGUACUCCUUAAAGCUAAAUACAGCGACUUACCAACGCUCAUGUUCUUUGUGGUUGCAAACGCGGUUGCUGGUGGAUAUUUGGUUCUUUCACUACCUGUGAGUAUCUUUCAUAUCAUCAGUACUAAAGCUAAAACCUCAAGAAUCAUCUUGCUCGCCAUCGAUACGGUGAUGUUGGCUUUGGUGAGCUGUGGUGCAUCUGCAGCGACAGCAACCGUGUAUUUAGCUCACGAGGGGAACACAACUGCUAACUGGCCGCCGAUUUGCCAGCAAUUUGACGGAUUCUGCGAACGCAUCUCAGGAUCUCUCAUCGGUUCUUUCUGCGCAGUGAUCUUGCUCAUGCUUGUUGUUAUCAAUUCCGGUAUCUCUCUCUCGCGCCACUAAGAUAUUUAUCUAAUUCAGCAUCACAAUCGUGGCGAAAUGUGUAUCUAAUCUACAAUAUGAUCUUUUAAGUUUAUAUAUAAUGUAAACUUGUAAUGCAAUGUAACGUAAUGUAAUGAGUACAGAGAUUUCAUGUGAA